Planococcus citri (citrus mealybug) is the source of this 1856-nucleotide messenger RNA. It is a transcript of the gene Spindly, whose product is annotated as spindly. Bases 258 to 1523 code for a protein of 421 amino acids. The transcript has 10 exons. The record is from RefSeq and is a predicted model, not a curated record. NCBI's taxonomy places the organism in Eukaryota, Metazoa, Arthropoda, Insecta, Hemiptera, Pseudococcidae.
UGACGUCACGAGAAUGCGCGGUCGUGAUUAGCGUUGAAUGAAAUUUUUCCGUUAAUUAAUUUGUUUUUAAAAAUUUACGCUCGACAGUUUACUAAAUUCACCGAUACGUGAUUUAUUUCGCGAUUAAAAAUACACAAUUCGAAGUUACUUUUCUCGAUGAUAUGUUUACGAUAAGCGUUUAUUUGUUAUUUAAACACAGCUGACAGGUGUAAAACAAUAGUUGAGUUAAUUUACCGCUUAAUCACACAGGCACAAUAAUGGAAGAAGCGAACGCUAGCGUGGCCACAUUGAUGGAUGAAAAUAAAGACUUACGCUAUGAGAUCGAACAACAGCUGAAUAUAAUCGAGUCUCAGAAACAAGAAAUUCACACUGCCGUCAGACGUAUAGAAUGUCUCGAGAAAAUGAAGCUAGAGAUGGAAAUCGAAAUAGAAGCUCUGACUGGAUUACAUCAAAUCAAAGGCAACCUGGAGUCGAAGGUUAAAGUACUCGAGAACGAUUUAUCCGUAACAAGACUGAAAUGUACCAACUUGGAAGGUGAACUAAAAGAAGAAAAGACUAAUAAUCAAGCGACCAUUGAGAAUCUACAAGCUGAGAUUACUUCGUUGAAAGAAAACGAAUCUGCAGAACAACAAGAUGAUGGAAAACAAGAAGAAUUGUUAACCAAAUUAUUAAUGUUACAAGAAACUAACCAACUGCUGAACGAUUCAAAUGUCGAGCUACAGAACCAAAAUAAAUCUUUAUCGGAUAAAACCGUCCUUUUGGAGUUAUCUCUGAACGAGAAAACACGCGAAUUAGAAGAAAUGAAGGAGAUGGUUGACGUUAAAAGUAACGAUUUGAAAUCCGCUCUGAAAUUAGUUGAAGAACUACAAGAAGAGAAAACAUUACUAAACGCUGAAUUAACCUCGCUAAAGUGCCAUCCUGUCAGCACCAAUAAACGUGGUAACUCGUUAUUCGCCGAAGUAGAAGAUAAACGAUUAUCGAUGGUGAACCGAUUGGAAGCUAUGCAGAACAAGUACAGAGAAUUAAAGAAGAACUUUCUUAAAAAGAACGCUGACCUGAAAGCCUUAGAAGCGGAAAAUAUCGAACUACGUAAACAAUGGAAAGAAGAUGAAAAUGAUCCGUAUAAAAAUAUGGCUUCGUUGGUCGGAUCGUACAAGAAUCGUAUCCAAGAAUUAUGUCAUACUAUCUCGAUCCUAGAGAAACGUCCCGAGACACCGCAAAUCAUCUCCAUAUCCGAAGUUACCAACGCUCACGUCAAUUGUAUAAAAGCCCUGGUGGAUGACGAAAGAAAAAUUAAUCAACAACUCAGGAACGAGAUGGAACAACGAUCCAUUCGCGAAUUAACCCUAAAUGAGCAAUUGUUCGAUUUGAAACAAAAAAUGAAAACACUGAAGGCUCAAACGAUGAAGGAUACUGCCGAAAUGGCUGAGUUACGACAUAAUUUAGAAAAUGUCAAAAAUAAAGAAAAUAUAGCCGCUCCAGUGAACAACAUGGUUAGAAAAGAAGUCAGAAUGAUCGAAUGAAAUGAUUGUGUGAUCAGUUUGUCAAGAUUUUAGACUAAUUGAAAUACAUUCCAAAACCGUGUCAUUUUCUCUAUCAUUUUUUAUGACGUUUUUAAACUUUUCUUUGUAAAUGUUCGAUUUUUAUAAGUUUUUUCGUACUUAUUUUAAUGUUUGUACUUUGUACGUCAUUGUUUUUAUUUUAUUUUUAUGAUUUAUGUAAUAAUAUUGUGAAUAAGGUGUGUAGGUAAUUAAUUAAUCAGGGUAAUGUAAAUGUGUGUUUUAUCAUUUUACCAUUCAAAUUGAUUGAAUUGAGAGAUGUAAGAUGGGGCAAUAAAACUCGAUUUUUAUUUUAAA